Helianthus annuus (common sunflower) is the source of this 781-nucleotide messenger RNA. Its product is annotated as probable WRKY transcription factor 51. The transcript has 3 exons. Gene Ontology annotation, biological process: regulation of DNA-templated transcription. The record is from RefSeq and is a predicted model, not a curated record. Lineage: Eukaryota; Viridiplantae; Streptophyta; Magnoliopsida; Asterales; Asteraceae. The coding region runs from base 116 to 652 and encodes 178 amino acids. Gene Ontology annotation, molecular function: DNA-binding transcription factor activity; sequence-specific DNA binding.
AAACACGACACACUACGAAGCUUCAAAGAUAGUCAUAGGAAGGUCACAAGGAAAGCUUCAUUAUCAAGAUCAUAUAUCAAGCACACAAAUCAGCAACUUGAAAAUCAAACUCAAAAUGGAUGCAUACAAUCCAAUGUCUAUACCCUACAGUUAUAAAUCAGUAGGUUCACUAGAUAUCGAUUAUGAUGUUCCAAAUCAGCAAAAUUCUGAGUUUUUUGAUAAUUUUUUUGUUUUUGAUGAUUGGUUAAACUACGAAGAUCAAGCAUCCAUUGUUCCUGAAUAUCCAGAUUAUACUCCAGUUUAUUCUUCACCUGCCAUUGAGGAUCAUGGAAGUCAAUCCAAUGGAAGCAGUAUCACCCACCUUCAAGGAAAUAAUAAUGGUGCCACUGGAAUUCCACAGGCCCGAAAGGCUACAAAAGAGAAAGUUGCCUUCAAAACGAAGUCACAAGUAGAGAUCCUAGAUGAUGGUUUUAAGUGGAGGAAAUAUGGAAAGAAGAUGGUGAAGAACAGCCCAAACCCAAGGAAUUAUUAUCGUUGUUCAGCAGAAGGAUGUUCGGUGAAGAAAAGAGUUGAAAGAGAUGUAGAGGAUGCGCGUUAUGUAAUCACAACCUAUGAAGGUGUUCAUAACCACCAACGUCCUUCUAACUUUUGAUAACAUGUAUUAUUAUUGUUAGCUCUUGUACGUGAAAGUACAUUUGUUGUAUUAUGUUUUUCACUCUUGUAAGAAGAAAGUUUGCAAUUUGGUUAUACCUUUUUCUUAUGAUCAACUUGGGAUUGUAAA